This is a messenger RNA of Bradysia coprophila, 1893 nucleotides long. RefSeq names its product protein phosphatase 19C (gene Pp4-19C). Gene Ontology annotation, molecular function: protein serine/threonine phosphatase activity. Lineage: Eukaryota; Metazoa; Arthropoda; Insecta; Diptera; Sciaridae. The record is from RefSeq and is a predicted model, not a curated record.
ACAUUUGUGCUGAAUCAUAACAAUAAAUCGAUUGGGUAACAAAUGUUUUACCCGCGGUUUCACACCAAUACAGCAAAAUGGCAGUAUAGUAUGGAUUUGUGAAACGAGCAUUUUGUGAAAUUAGUUGAAUUUUCGCUAUACAAAACCAGCAAAUCAACCGAGAAAAGCGUUCACAAAUUCAUACAAUCAUCACAACAAAAACAUUUCUGCUGAAAUUCAAAUAAGCGUAUUGUGUGUGUAAUCCGAUUUGGAGUUUUUCUUACCUUCUGUCGUUCUGUGUUUGGGUGAACCAAUUUAUGUGACACAAUAAAUAAUAUACAACUCGCGCGCGGUGUUGAAUCACAAAUUGUUUCGUUUUCGCUGUUCUUGGAAUAAUCAUUUACUGCAAACAUAAUAUACAAAGAUCGGAAAAAUGACUGACCACAGUAACUUAGAUCGGCAAAUAGAACAAUUGAAACAAUGUGAGAUUAUCAAAGAGAAUGAAGUGAAGAUGCUGUGUGCACGAGCACGAGAAAUCUUAGUGGAAGAAGGAAAUGUACAAAAAGUGGACUCGCCUGUGACGGUAUGCGGUGACAUUCACGGUCAGUUCUACGACCUCAAAGAACUGUUCAAAGUGGGCGGUGAUGUGCCGGAAACGAAUUACUUGUUCAUGGGCGACUUUGUGGAUCGAGGCUACUACAGUGUUGAAACAUUUCUGCUGCUUCUGGCGUUGAAAGUACGCUAUCCCGACCGGAUCACACUCAUUCGUGGCAAUCACGAGUCCAGACAAAUCACUCAGGUGUACGGAUUUUACGACGAAUGUCUGCGAAAGUAUGGUUCGGCCGCUGUAUGGCGAUACUGUACAGAGAUCUUCGACUACUUGAGCCUGUCGGCUAUUAUUGACGGCAAAAUAUUUUGCGUUCACGGUGGUCUCAGUCCAUCCAUUCAGUAUUUAGAUCAAAUCCGGUCGAUCGAUCGAAAACAGGAAGUACCGCAUGAUGGGCCAAUGUGCGAUUUACUGUGGAGUGAUCCAGAAGAUACCGUUGGCUGGGGCGUAUCACCGCGUGGUGCUGGUUAUCUAUUCGGCUCGGAUGUUGUUGCCCAAUUUAAUGCUGCCAACGACAUUGACAUGAUUUGUAGAGCUCACCAGCUUGUGAUGGAAGGCUACAAAUGGCAUUUUAAUGAGACUGUACUGACGGUGUGGUCGGCGCCAAACUAUUGCUACCGAUGUGGCAAUGUUGCUGCAAUUUUAGAACUUAACGAUCACCUGCAGCGUAAUUUUAUCAUUUUCGAAGCGGCACCCCAAGAGAGUCGAGGAAUUCCGUCAAAGAAACCGCAACCCGAUUAUUUCUUAUAAAAUUUCAUUUGCAUGAAUUUGAUCUGUUUACGUUUUUUUUGUGGUUUCCUCUUUUUUUUACAAUUUUUCUUUCUUUCCCCGUUUUUCAUUGACAAUUUUCAUUUAGCGACAGUUUUAAGUCAACCAUGCUGCCAUGCAUACACUAUGAAUAACUAUAUUUAAUAAUGGAAUUUAGAUGUUCCGGUCAACCUUUUCUUUUAGACAAUUUUCCUUUCCCUUUGUGAUUCCGAAAGAAAAGUCCAAUUUUUUUUUUAUUUCCAAAUAAAUUAAGAAGAAAAAAAUCAUUAGAAAUUAUGAACAUAGACCGAAGAUCGUUAGAGAUUAAUCACAACAGUAAAAUAACUAAAUAAAAUGACAGAAUUUGUAAAGAGAUUUUCGAUUUUCUUUUAAUUUUUGGUUCGUGUUUCCGGGUCAGUGCUUCAGACUGUCGGAACAGUAUACAAGUAUAUAUAUAUAUAAACAGACAACAAAGUAGCAUAUAUACCGUAAAAUUAAAUAAGAUUUUUUAGAAGAAUUUUUUUUAUUCGAAUUACAAGUAAACAAGUAACUGAAAACAA